UCUAAAAUUGCAAACUGAUGCAAUAAAUAGUUCUUAUUAGGAAAUUCUUGUGUUUUCUUCUUCUAUUUCUCUUAAUCAAAAUAUAAUAAUCAAUCGAUAAUGUUCUUAAAAAAUAUUGUUAGCAGUUACGUUUUGAACAACCAAAGAUGCAUACAACCUGUAAUUUCAACAUAUCUACAAGUGAAGCAUGUCCAUCAACAACAACGAACGGCUACAUCAAAACCGAAGGAAUAUAUGGCCAUUGCAAACCUUUCUCGCAAAAUAUGUUGUUCCGAAGACAUUGCUGAAAAGAUUUAUAGUGAUUUUCCAGCGUUACGGAAAAUUAAUGCAAUUAAAACCGAUACACUGGAAUAUCUUCGUUCAAAUCUGUCGGCAGAGUCAAUAUCCGAGAAUCCAUCACUCCUCACAAUAGAUAUCGAAUCACUGAACAAGAAGAUAGAUGUGUUAAAAUCGAUGCAGCCGAAGAGUAUCGAUGAUUUUGCACCGUUGUUAACACUCGAUGAAAUUAAACUUCAAGAACUUGUUGGCGGAUUAUUGAAGGAUAAGUAUAAACCUGCAAUUCAUAAACACAUAAAUCGUAUUUAUUAUUUGAGCGAACGUCUUCAGGUUUAUUAUUCACCCAAAAUAAGUCAAAUUCGAUAUUUUACAACAAACAUUUUAUCAAUAAUUGCAGGUUGAACCACAAGUGAUUGCAAGAUCCAUUGCCAAUGGUAAAUCUAAUAUAUCAUUUACAACAUUUCAAAACUUCGAGAAAAAAGUAAGAAUAUUGAUGGACUAUGGCGUGAACCCAAUGGAAUUGGCAACCAAUUUUUUUGUGCGGUGCUGAAAGGUUGCUGCGUCGUUCUGAAUGUGCACUAUCUUUUGGAAUGCCGGUGAAAACGUCGCAUUUUCAUUUGUCACAAGAAAUGUUCGAUGAGUUUGUUAACAAAUAUAUGCACGAAAAUGAAUGUUAAUUGAAAAAUUCAAAUUGGAAAGAGCCGAAAAAAGGACUGCCUUAUCCGCCGAAAUGAUGAUACAAAUAAACAAACUUAACAUAUACAAAAAAGCAAUCGUUGAGUCGUUGAUGUCGUUAUUAGCUGGUGACCAUUUUGAAUCGUCUAAGCUGUAUUACACUUAUGUAUAUGACUUAAAUGAACUAGUUGUGGCAGAACAGAAUGUCAGCCAUUUAUUGGAAAUGAAAAUCGACCAAGUGACAAUUAGGAAAAAUGGAUUUUUGCUCACUAUGCCCAUUGAUGAAAUUAAGGAGAAAAUAAAUAUCGUACAACAAAUGAAACCGAAUAAUAUUGCAGACUUCAUUCCUCUGCUAGUUGCCGACGCGAUUGUAUUGGAAAAAUACAAGCGUGAUCUCGUUGAAUUAAACGCCAUUGGAAAUGAUCAUCCGAUUUAUUAUUUUAGCGCAAAACUAGAGAUACCAGUCACUGAGGUUGCCGCCAGUUUUGCUGCAAAAAGUGAGGUUUUCUUAAAAACCAUGCCAAAUGUUCUCAAACCAAAGUUAGAUGUUCUUCUGAAACAUGGCGUAGAUCGUACAACUAUUUUGUCAUGUUCAAGGGUCUUCAAACUCAAUAGCGUGGCACAAAUUGACCACAGAAUCAAAAGUCUUAAAAAAACCGGCCUCGAUAAAAUAUCGACGUAUAUGAUUAACAAAUUAUAUUCACCUGAAUUCAAAUUGCGUAUAGAAAGACGUCUUGAAGAAAAGAAAUCGCUUGAUGGAUUUGCAAAUAGCAUGGAAUAUCUUUCAAACCGGCUAGGUUGGAGUGAGAAUGAUCUUAAAGACGCUUCGAUAAGGUAUCCAGAAUUAAAAAAAUAUUCCGCUUUAAAAAUCAAAACUCAUUUGGAUUUUUGGCAGAGUGAAGUUGGCCUUACAGCGAAUGAAAUUACAAAUUCAUUAUAUAUUUUGAUCAAAAACUUGGAUGAAAUGAAAUUACGAUUAUGUGAAAUGAGAAAAACUGGCGCAACCCUUAAAUUAAGCAGAAUUGCUGGAACUAAAACCGUCUAUUUAAAAUAUAUUCGAAGCUGUUGUCCAGUGAAAGAUUUUCCAAUAAUUGAAGCACGUAUUAAACAAAAGAAAUGAUACCAUAAAUAUGAAUCAUCAUAGAACUGAAUUUUCAUCAAUGAAUUUUCUUAUAAGUUGGCCUAGGCUAUAUAUUGUAUAUAAAUUGCAUGGAUAUCAGAAAAAAGGGUUAAAA
Messenger RNA from Contarinia nasturtii (swede midge), 2186 nucleotides. RefSeq lists its product as uncharacterized. Gene Ontology annotation, cellular component: mitochondrial matrix. The record is from RefSeq and is a predicted model, not a curated record. The coding region runs from base 947 to 2071 and encodes 374 amino acids. Gene Ontology annotation, biological process: termination of mitochondrial transcription; regulation of DNA-templated transcription. Lineage: Eukaryota; Metazoa; Arthropoda; Insecta; Diptera; Cecidomyiidae. Gene Ontology annotation, molecular function: double-stranded DNA binding. The transcript has 6 exons.